AUGAGUGAUGAUUUUUAUAAACCCUCUAAUACAAUGGAUAGCAGUAUGGGGUCUGGAGCAUUCGAACUAAUAUCCGAAAAAGUAGAGGCUAUUUCAAUCCCCAAUGUUUCAUCCCCAAGCCGUGAAAUUAUCGAAGUAGAAACGAAUGUGGAAACAAUACCCAAAUCCAGGAUCUCCGAAGAAAAAAUGGGUAGAGUUAUAAACAGGAUGGCCAUACUAAAGGCUGUAUUCGGGACAUUGAUAGGAAAAGACCGAGUAGCAAAAAUUUCCAAAUAUGUUAUAGAUUUGUUACUUUUGUUUAUCAAAAGUUCAACAUAUAAUAACAACAUAUCCUUGGAUAUCGAUCGCUAUUCCAAGUUAUUCUCUAACAAUAAUAUCCUUUCAAUAGUUCAGAAUCCUAAAUUAGCUAUGCGGAUAAUCGUAUCGAAAUCAUCAAAAUUAUUCCUUGAGAAGGGUACUCUCGUGAGUAGCCAGUUGAGUUUCUAUCGCCAAAUAAUGAGAUGCGGCUAUACCCCAUUUAGACUCCACCAUUGGUAUCACAAAUUUCUAGAUACCCUUCAUGCUGCCCAAAAGUCAAAGGACCUUCACUCUCAAAGUGUAGUGUGGUAUAAGGAAUGGUGGAAUGAAGAUACCCUUUCCGAUUUCAUUGAUUUGUACUACGGUAUAAUGGAUGAACUAAUGCUAUUGCAUAAAUUGAGACUCUGGUCAAAUAAAAGAAUGUACUCCUGGGUUUCGAAACAUGAAGCUCUUUCCUGGUAUUAUGAUAUCAUUUUGGGAUUGAAGAAAAACUGGGAAAAGCUUCAAUCGAUUAAACAGAAAGAAUUUGAAUUAAAAAUCCAGUAUCAGGUUCGCCAACGUGCAUUAGAGUUAUCAUCGAAAUUAAACGAAUCAUCCACUUCUUCUUCUUAUAUUGAUGGGAGCGCAUCCUUAGUUAAACAAAAUAUCAUCGAAAGCUUCAAACAGAGUAAUUUAGAUUUGGAACAGGAAAUGGUAGCUAAGUUGCAAUCAUAUCAACAUGACAAACGCAUAAUCAAGUUUGACCUAAUACGGCUAUUCUUCGAUUUCCUUGCAGAUUCAACAGAUGUGUUCGGGAUGAAGACUCCACCUGGAACAUAUGCAGCGCUAUCACUAUGCUCCGGUGUUCUUGGCUUCUCAAAAUUAUGGGUCCAAGCUGAAGAAGAUUUGAAAAAGUAG
Molecule: messenger RNA, 1194 nt
Organism: Kluyveromyces marxianus DMKU3-1042
Lineage: Eukaryota; Fungi; Ascomycota; Saccharomycetes; Saccharomycetales; Saccharomycetaceae
Gene: PEX25
Product: Pex25p
Exons: 1
Coding region: 1-1194 (397 amino acids)
Biological process (GO): peroxisome fission
Cellular component (GO): peroxisomal membrane
Source: RefSeq, a predicted model, not a curated record